Molecule: messenger RNA, 786 nt
Organism: Eucalyptus grandis
Lineage: Eukaryota; Viridiplantae; Streptophyta; Magnoliopsida; Myrtales; Myrtaceae
Product: late embryogenesis abundant protein D-34
Exons: 3
Coding region: 1-786 (261 amino acids)
Source: RefSeq, a predicted model, not a curated record
AUGAGCCAGGAACAGCCGAGGAGGCCGCGAGAGGAGCAGCAGCAGCAGCAGCAACCUGGGGUCGAGCCGAUCAAGUACGGCGACGUCUUCUCCGUCUCCGGCGACCUCGCCUCGAAGCCCAUCGCGCCGCAGGACGCGGCGAUGCUGCAGUCCGCCGAGGCCGCCGUGCUCGGGCAGCCGCAGAGGGGUGGCCCCGCGGACACCAUGCGGGCCGCCGCAGCAUGGAACGAGAGGGCUGGGCUAGUCGGCCGUGGGGACGUCUCCGAAGUCGCCGGAAAAGAGGGGCUCACGGUCGAGCGCACCAUCACCGAAAGAGUAGCUGGACAGGUCAUUGGCCAGUUCGUCGAGGGCGCGUCGGCGACGGGAGGGGCGGAGUCGCAGGUGACCCAGCAGAGUGCGAUAACCAUCGGCGAGGCGCUGGAAGCAGCCGCUCAAUCGGCCGGGGACAAGCCCGUGGACCCGAGCGAUGCCGCCGCCAUUCUCGUGGCCGAGCAGCGCGUGACGGGGAGCAACGUGGUCAUCCCCGGAGGUUUGGCGGAUUCUGCUCAGACGGCGGCGGCUUACAACAAGGGAACGCGCAGGGACGAAGCCAAGAUCAGGAUCUCCGAAGUUCUCACGGGUGCCACGCUGAAGCUGCCGGCGGACAGAGCGGCGAACCGGCAUGAUGCAGAGUGGGUGAUGGAUGCGGAGCUGAGGACGGGGGGCAAGAAGGCAGCCCACCCGGGCGGGGUGGCGGCGUCGGUGGCGGCGGCCGUGAGGCUCAACGAGGGCGUCGCCAGUCCGUGA